This is a messenger RNA of Amblyraja radiata (thorny skate), 928 nucleotides long. Its product is annotated as guanylyl cyclase inhibitory protein. NCBI's taxonomy places the organism in Eukaryota, Metazoa, Chordata, Chondrichthyes, Rajiformes, Rajidae. Bases 1 to 828 code for a protein of 275 amino acids. The transcript has 5 exons. Gene Ontology annotation, molecular function: calcium ion binding. The record is from RefSeq and is a predicted model, not a curated record.
AUGGGCCAGACUGCGGUGCUGCCUCCGAGGAGAAAGGACACGUAUGCCCUGGAACUUCACAUAUGGUGCAGGAAAUUCAUUGAGGAGUGUCCCAGUGGGCUGAUCACCCUGCACGAGUUCCGGAGACACUUCUGCGAUGGGACCGUGGGCCCAGGAUCGUCGGAGUACGCUGAGCAGAUCUUCCGGACUUUGGACGAUAACAGGGAUGAUCUGGUGGAUUAUAGCGAGUAUGUAACAGCCGUCAGCUUGCUGAUACAGGGCACGGCGGAGGAGAAGUUGAGGUGGUCCUUUAAACUCUACGAUAAGGAUAAGGACGGAGCCAUCAGCCGGGCAGAGAUGCUGGAGAUUAUGCAGGCCAUCUACAAAAUGAGCCUGGCAGCGUCGCUGACGAAUGUUGACCUGCAGACGGCUGAAGAAUGCACCGAGCGCCUGUUCACACGUCUAGACAAGGAUAGAGACGCUGUGAUCAGCCAGCGGGAGUUUGUGGAUGGAGCGCUGGAAGACGCCUGGGUGCGUGCGAUGCUCGAGUGUGACCCAAGCACCGUGGAGGUGCCAACGUCAGCCCGGCCACGGCAACAACCGAACCCCAGCCCCACCCGGCAACAACAAGACCCCAGCCCCACCCGGCAACAAGCGAACCCCAGCCCCACCCGGCAACAACAAGACCCCAGCCCAACCCGGCAACAGCCGAACCCCAGCCCAACCCGGCAACAACAAGACCCCAGCCCAACCCGGCAACAAUCGAACCCCAGCCCAACCCGGCAACAACUGAACCCCAGCCCAGACACGGAGCCAGCGGCAGUGACGGACACUCCGGGUUCCUGCUGAGGACCCUCCACCCACUCCAUCGCUGGUCCUCCCCACCGCCAGUGAGACCGCAGAAGCACGAGGACUUUCAUCCAAAAAUAAAAUCUGUUCAGAAAAAAAA